GGUUAGGCGUUAUUGAUUUGCCAGGAAUGACGCGAAAUGGCGCAGGAAUCGAUAAGAGGUGGCGUAGUGGGUAGAUGUCCAGGAGGCACCGGGAGGGUAGUCGGGCAAGAGGGCUUGACUGUGCGGGUUGAGGGGUCGCAAAUAUUUUCAUAGCCGAGACUUCCACCGUAGGAAGAAGAUGGCAGCCGAGGCGUGAAUCGAACGCGCUUUCCCGACGAGAGAAAGAGAGCAGAGAGACGGGGACCUCCGUUCGGUGAGAGACUCUCGGUUGGCUCUUGGUGAAAAAUUGGUGAAUCGGACAGUGUUCAAUUAAUAAAUUACGAAUUUUUAGAAAAGCUUACGUCACUAACGAGUCUCGGUGCUUUGAGAAGAUUUCGUGAAAGACGGAAAGAGAUAGAGAGACAGAGGCAGAAGUGUGCUCGAAAUAGAGAGGAGGACCCAGAGAGACAGAAGGAAAGGAGCAAAAGAGGAGCUGACGGUAGAGAGCUACCCGAGAAAAAGACAAAGAGAAAGAGCAUCGAGCAGGAGGAAUUCGCUCAAGAGAACGAAGAAAAGGCAGAGGACGGCAACGUCUAGCCGGGAAUCUAUUUUCUAUGGUGGCUAGGUAGUACACCCCGAUGGGCCUACCUAACAUGAAAAGCUCCGCCAUCAUAGUGUUUCACGAGCGUCAUGUAAAAUGGAAUUGAACAAUGUUGUUAAGACGUAAACAUGUUUUGGGUACACUGUGGACUCUUUGUUCUCGUGAUUGCUGUACCUGGAUUUAUUAGCAGCGCAGACAGCACCGCCAAGCGAGAAGUCGACUAUACUUUAGAUGAGUCCAUGUGGAAUGAGGAAACUCCUGCUGGCGAGGUCGAAAGAUUACUUCGCGAGUAUCGGCAAAACCAGGAGCUAGUGACCAACAUUGGAGGCCAUUACUAUCAGAUUAUCUAUCCGGUGCAGUUGCGGCAUCACGAGAAAAUGGGGAUCUCCACAAGAGAAGCUGGAUUCCCGAAGUUUUCACAAAGCUACGGGGACGGCUAUCAGAGUGCACGAGGAAGAUCAAGAACAGGGAAACAUUUUCAUCGAACGUCCCUCCUCAUCAAGGCCUUUAAUCAUAAAUUUCGUUUAGACUUAGAACUGAAUACGCAACUUUUAGCUCCAAAUUUGAGUCAGAAAGGCUUCCUGCCAAGUGGCGCCGAACAAAUUUCAAAACAGGAAAUCGAGCACUGUUACUAUCACGGCACAGUAAAGGAUUAUCCCGGUGCAAGUGCAGCUUUCCACACGUGCAACGGAGUCAGCGGAGUCAUUCAUUUAGGCAACGAGACCUUUGUGAUCCAUCCUUUUUACGGCGGAGAUCUGUCGCAGAAACAUCCUCACGUUAUAUUUGAGGCUCGAACAAAGGCAAGCAAGGGUUGUGCCAAUAGUCAGUCAAUGGAGUGGCGAUUAAAAAAUCGUCGACAGAAGCACGUUUUGGGUUUUUCCGAAGAGAGUAUUGCCGCUCGUUAUAAACGAGACGUACGCGAAGCCACGAAAUAUAUUGAAACUGCCAUUGUCAUCGACAAGGCCAUGUUCGACAAAAGAAACGGUAGCACCAGAACGGAAGUGAUUCACGAUGCGAUUCAAGUGGCCAACAUCGCUGAUCUGUAUUUUCGCACGCUCAACACCAGAGUGUCGGUGGUCUAUAUCGAAACGUGGCAGGGUGGCAAUCAGGCGGCCAUCGACAGAGACGACAUUGGUCGUGCUUUGCAGAAUUUUAAUGAUUACAGUCAGCGAAAGAUGUUUCAAAUGUCUCAGGAUACAAUUCAAUUGCUCACAGGUGAAAAUUUUAAGGGAGACGAGUCGGGUAUGGCUAUGCCAGAGACUUUGUGCACUCGUCGUUCAGUUGGAAUUAGUGUUGAUCUAAAUACUUACGAACCACAUCUAUUGGCUGGUACAAUGGCACACAUGAUAGGUCACAAUAUUGGCAUGAAUCACGAUGACGGAAGAGGCGAAUGCUGCCGUGAUUGGCACGGUUGCAUUAUGGCCAAAUCCAUCGUCGGAUUGGAAAACGUCCAACCGUAUAAAUUUUCCGAGUGCAGCAAGAACGACUAUACAGACGCGUUAAAGGGUGGUCACGGCCUAUGCCUAUUCAAUAAACCUAAUGAGGUGGAAGUUAGGCGAUCUUGCGGAAACAGGGUAAUUGACGAUGGCGAAGAAUGUGAUUGUGGCACUAUAGAAGAAUGUCAGGUUAUAGAUCCCUGCUGCGAUCCAAUAACUUGCAGACUGGUUUCUGAAGCGGAAUGUGCUACGGGACCCUGUUGUAACGAUUGCAAGUUACGCGUCCACGGUGUUAUCUGUCGCGAGUCUACAAAUGAAUGCGACUUGCCGGAAGUCUGUUCCGGCGAAACCGGGCAAUGUCCGGUAGAUGUUUACAAGAAAAAUGGAAGUCCAUGCUCGAACAACGAAGGAUUCUGUUUCAAUGGUGUCUGUCCAGCACUGGAUUUACAGUGCGAGCAGGUCUGGGGUUACGGCGGUAUUGCUGCUGUCAAGCAAUGCUUUGAAGAGUUCAAUUCUAAAGGAGCCAUCAAUGGCCAUUGCGGUACAGACACAUCGGGACAUUUUAUCAAGUGCGAAACGGAAAAUGUCAAGUGCGGCUCACUUCAAUGUCAAAUGGGAAGCAAGGAACCGGUUAUCAGUGGUGUGAAUCAAGUGAUAUCGAAAACCGUCAUUACCGCAAAGGGACAGGAAUAUGAAUGCAAAACUACAAGUGGAACGGUAGAGGGAUCCGAAAUGCCAGGAAUGGGUUUGGUACGCGAUGGUACCUCAUGUGGUGACAAUCUGAUCUGUGUCAAUCAGACAUGCACCAGUCUCUUUCCACACGUAGACCAAGGAAAGUGUCCGAGCAAUCACAACAACAAUGAGUGCUCGGGAAAUGGGGUGUGCACUAACGCAAAUAAGUGCCAUUGUGAUAUUGGCUGGAGCGGACCUGAUUGUUCUAUACAACAGGAUAUCCCAACAACGGGACCGACAACAUCCAGCACGGCAUUGCCCGGUAAAUCUGACCUAGACAGUAAAAUAGGGAAGAAAAUAACCCCCUACGAGAACUACCACGGCUCAAACACUAUUUUUUUAGUUGGUAUGCUCAUGUCGGUGGUAGGGGGUGUUUUCGUAGUAUUUGCUCUGAUGGCUCUCUGCUACAGGUCAGUCGUAGUACAUAAAAACUUCUCCCUCUGUCUCAGAAAGAAGAGCACUGUGCAGAAAUACGAUGCGCCAUACUCGAAGAAGCCGGCGCAGAAAAGCUACGGCGGGGCUUCCGGAAAUCAUCAUCCGGAAGUCGCCGCUCUCGAUAGCGUCAACAAGAUCUUGACAUUCGGCAGCAUGCCGUCUUACAGCCGCGGCGAGACCCAGCGCGUGCUGUUUCGACCCCUGAAUAACGUCGCCACCGCAGACGGGACACGACUCAAGGAGCACAAACCGCAGAUGAAGAGGAUGGGCGUGGACGAGGAAGACGGAGGUACGGGAGCCGAGGAGGUUGUGUCUUUCAUUGAUCUGCCACCAAACAGUCUGACAAAGUUGCCUGAGAAGGGAAUUUUAAAGAAACACGGUGGUUACGGUAUAGCCGGAGGUACGAUAUCGGAAAUGGAGCGUACCCUGAACAGUCUGAACGGGUACCACGAGAAUAUCAUCGAGGCACUCCGUAAUGCAGCAACGCACCGGGGCUUGGCCUCGACUCCAUCCGGUAGCAGCAAUCUUCUCAGCGAAGAUGCGCUUCAUAAGUCCUUGGUGGAGUGCGGCUAUCCGGAUGUCUACCCCAAGGAUGGCCAGGAUAACACUGAUAAUCAGGACGACGAGGACGAUGAAGACGUGCCACCGUCCUGUGGCCCCAUCCGCAUCAGGAACCUGGAAGACCUCAUAAGGCAGCUAGAGCAUCAUUCCGCGCGUCACAUGAGUCCCAGCGGCUCGGAGGACAUUCGAAUAUCUGAGAUCGAUGGUGAUCGACAUUAUAGAAUAGACUCCUCCGUUUGCAGCGAGUCUUCCCAAGGAAGUCGAAGAUGCAGCCGUGGUCGGGAUGAUGACUCACGAUUCGUCUACGGACGAUAUCGUCAACCAACUGCCCGUAGUCCCUACGGUACUCAUCAACACGCUCAUCAACAUGCUCAUCAGUUGCACGAGGAAGAAGGUAUCUACGAAACUGCCGAUCCUGACAGAGGCUCAACUAAUCGUGGCGAGACGCCCGAUAGCGAAAGUGAUGCAUUUAUUCAAGCUCAACAACAAUUAGCCCGGUGGACGAGUGAAAAUGAAGAGGGCGUGCAGCACAGACCGCCGCAGCAACCGCCACCCGUGACUGCGACGCAGCAGGUGCAGCAGCACCAGCAACGACAGUGCGAACCAUUGUCGCAGCUGCAGCGAGGCUACUAUCCAUCACCGCCUCAUUCCGAAAGCGGCCAGGACUCGCAAACGGAGGCCGCUACUGCUCAAUCCCAGGAACCCGAUAGCCUCGUUGUUGAAAGGAUCAUCGUCGACACGAAUCAUCGUCGCUUGCCUAACGUUCCGAAAAAGAAAAAUCAUCAUGUCCCACUGUUAGACGACAACAACAUUAACAUAGAUUGUACCAUAAUGAGUAAUGGUUCUUCCGAUGGGUUAAUAACAGCUACAACUUCGACGACGACAGAAGCAACAACCAUCAACAACAUCAUCAAGAAUACCAUCGGCGUCAUCACCACUACCACCGCAACAGUCUCAACCAACGACAUCAUCACCUCUUCGACAACCACAAGCAGCAGCAACAACAACACUAGUGAUAAUGAAAAUACUGCCCUACUGCCCCCUUCGCAUUUUCCCGAGUACAAGCAUUGAUAAUUAUUAAUCGAUGACAGAUAGUGUCCGAGCAAGACAUAGUGGUGUGAUUUAAUCUCGAACUCGCAUUUUAUACCGACUAGUGUAAAUAACGAUAUAAACUCUCUAUCGAUGAUUGCGACGACAGAUAUUAUAUUAUAAUGAAUUAUCGAGUAAUCUAUACGAGGAAAACACACAUGUUUAUUAAUAAACAUUAGUAAAAUCAAGACGCCCUUACUUCA
This is a messenger RNA of Cephus cinctus (wheat stem sawfly), 5036 nucleotides long. RefSeq names its product disintegrin and metalloproteinase domain-containing protein 19 (gene mmd). Gene Ontology annotation, biological process: membrane protein ectodomain proteolysis. Gene Ontology annotation, molecular function: metalloendopeptidase activity. The coding region runs from base 709 to 4815 and encodes 1368 amino acids. Lineage: Eukaryota; Metazoa; Arthropoda; Insecta; Hymenoptera; Cephidae. The transcript is spliced from 25 exons. The record is from RefSeq and is a predicted model, not a curated record.